CUUGGCCCUGCGCUAUUUUUAUGCAUCUUCAUAGGUUCUUGCAAGUUGGUUGCCCGUUCCCGGACCCACAGGCAUCGCCCGGCCGAUUUGUGAUUUUUAGUGCCGCACUCCCCGUGAUGUGCGGCUCUGUGGGUGGGGGCGGGAUGGAUGGGCCCAAGAUGGGUUUGGAGUUCUCGACGGGGUUCUCCCCAGAGAUCUCCGGGCGCUUGUCUUUCCCCAAAAGCAUAAAUAGCAUAGCACGGCGAGCAAGAGACAAGCUAGCUAUUAAUAUGUCGACUUUGUGCAGGGUACCUCGAGGUAUAGUAAGCACUGACACUGAUUGCCCCGUCGAGUACGAAGUAGUAGUGUGACUCGCGGGCAGGAAAACCUACGAGAGACAGCUGAGCUGACCUUGCCCACUUGCCCUACGCUACGCCUGGUAUGUGUGGUAUGGAUAUGUGUGUGCGUGGGGUGUAUGCCGACUCAUCCUUCCGCUAUUGAGUGAUUCCGCACAAGAAGAGAAGGCUGUUCAAUAACUACCUACCGCUGCUCACGGGAUCAGCUUGUCCGUCACGGCUGUCAGGCAGCUUCAAGUUAGUUAUACCUCCUGUACUCACCCAACCUCCGCCUUGUUAUUGACUCCUCUCCCUUUCCAACCUCACUUUUCGGCUUGUCCUACCGCACUCUAUUGUUUUCCAUUCGAAGAACUUCAUAGAAGAACCCCCGCUAUUCACUUGGCUUAUUGUUGUUUGCAACCUGGGCAGCCAGAUUUCAUAUAUAUAUGGGGAUGCCCCCCCGGGUUGUUUGCGGUGGAUUCUGGAAAUAUCUAAGGUUUCUAGUCUGAACAACCAUGGGUUCUACUACCGCCAAACGGUUCGACGUAAAAGAGUUUGGGUUGACGGAAGUUUACCGCUGUGCCGAGCCGCUGGUACCACAGGUUGACAUAGUGUUUGUUCAUGGCCUUAACGGUACUUCCUAUAACACAUGGGCAACCAAAAAACCCGAUGUUUUCUGGCCUGGCGAUCUCCUUCCUCAUACCCUGAAAGGCCAAAAUGUCCGGAUAUUGACUUACGGAUACGAUGCAAAUGUCGCUUCUUUCGCAAGGGGGACGUCGAAGGAGAGACUACAUAACCAUGCUGAGCACCUUGCCGGUCAGCUCAUUGCAAAUAGGAAUCUGCAAGGUGCGGUCGAGCGGCCGAUCAUCUUUGUAUGCCACUCUCUCGGUGGCAUCGUGGUGAAAAGGACUCUCCUAUACUGCGAGCAUCUUAGGCACCCAAAAACCCAACAUCUUCGGUCAACAUACAUCUCUACAUAUGCUAUCCUGUUCAUGGGAACACCCCACAACGGCUCUGAUCUGGCGAACCUGGGCAGCGCUAUACAGACAUUAUUCAGCCUGGUGCCGAAAAAACUAUUCGAUACCACACCGAGUUUGCUGAAGACCCUGAGGCCUGACAAUGAGAUUUUGCAAAAUGUUAACCGCCAGUUCGCGGAGAUUAUGGGCAGGUUCCGGAUUUACUUUUUCCACGAGUCCAAACCAAUGGACUUGAAAGGCACUCGCAAGUUCAUUGUGGAUGAAUCUUCUGCUGCACCAGUGAUCGAGGGGGUGGAACGCAUGGGGAUUGAGGCGGAUCACGGUGCCAUGUGUCGAUUCGAAAGCAAAAAGUCGCCUGGUUAUGAGGCUGUGGCAGAAGCUAUUCUCCGGUAUACGAAAGAGGCACCAGGCGAAAUCGCUAAUAGAUGGAUACAGGAGCACCGAGCUCGAAGAAAUAAUAUGAGAGAGGAAGCUGAACGUCUUCUGUACAUGGAUGACAUAAUGCGUCGGAGUCAGUCGUCUCUCCAUACGGAGAGGUUAGAUUCACUUGGAAAUUCAAUAUCAUCGUUGCAUACUGGGCAAAAUUCAGAGUUGAUACCCAUCACAAGAUCUCAACUGAUGUCCAGUGCCGAACUACCUCCACUUCAGGAGACUGGGGAACCUCUCCUUGUUGCUCCUCCAGGAUUUCACCCAAAUUGGGUAUUCGUUGGUAUGGAAAAGGAGCUCGAAGAACUCCACAAUCGGCUGUUCAGGGUGAAAAGGCGAGCGGAAGAUGUGGUUUCCGUCCUUAUAUACGGUGGGUCAGGAUCGGGAAAGACACACCUUGCCCGCCAGUACGUCUUUAAUCAGCGUGCUACGUAUACCGGUGGCAUCUUUUGGAUUGAUGCUCGGUCCAGGGAAUCAUGUUGCCAAUGCUUCUGGGACAUUGCCGAAAGGGUGUCCUCAACGCAGCAGAAAGAGUCCCAGGAUCCUGACUGGCGCGACAGAGACAAGUAUAUUGACAAGGUCUUGAAAUGGUUCGGCUCAAGGCAAAACUGGCUUGUGAUAUUUGACGGCCUAUCUUGUGACGAUGAUGACGAAAUCAACGAGUUCAAGAAGUUUAUCCCAUAUAAUACAAAUUCGAGUAUCAUAUAUACUUCUGUUGAUCGCACGCUCUGGAAAAAACGAAGGCUCUUCGAACCUUUUGGUCUGAAAGUUAGACCUCUGUCUGUCCAAGAUGCGCGGACGCUUCUUUUCAAGGAUCUUAACAUCAAACAGCCCACUUCAGAGCAAUUGCGGAAAGCGACAGAGUUGGUGGAGCAUUUUGAAUGCUUACCACUCGCUAUCCAUGCUAUGGGGCAUCGUCUUAGUGCCACUGGAAAAGCAAUCGAGAAGUUUCGUAUCAAACCUCAAACCACAGAUAAACGACUUGCGGAGCCGUACCGUGGAAUCAUGGCCGACUUGCAAAACAACCAACACAUGGAGGCGGUCAAUUUGAUUACCAUCCUCUCCUUUUUCGGACACGACGUCCCCGUUGGGAUGAUCCAUUUGGGUAGGAAAGCUCUCCUCGAAUGUGGUGUUGAAAUUCGUGCCCCUGAAGAGGAGGGAAGCUCUGAAAGGCACAUAGAUAACACCUUCGCCAUCCUCAUUCGAUAUGGCUUGAUCGAGCGCGCGCUCGACCCCUAUGUGUCGAAUGAACACAGUCCCGCUCUCCGACGAAGCACGGAGUUGCAUGAUAGCCACCCGUCUUCAGAACUAGAGAGUUCACAAACGAGCGGCAGCCAAAACCCAUCAUCCAUCGGGGCCAAUACUUCCAUCGACGUUGUGAAAAUACACACUGUGGUGCAGACAUUCUUCCGCGAUGAACUCUCAAGGCUGGGGGUUGGGGCGUUUGCGUGGUGGCUUAUUGUUUCGACAAGGCUCUUCUUGAUGUCAUAUAACAAUGCCACUGCUAGGAUAAGAAUUCAGCAGUCUCCUGGCCUUGUCAAAGACUUUGGCCAAUAUGAAACACAUUCGAGCGUUCUCCUAGGCCUCUACAAACAACUUCGACCCCAUAAGCGCAACCCGGAUCUACCCCCCGAUUUGGUGCCAUUAAACCACGCGCUGUCUCAAGUGAAGAAUGAUAUUUCGGAAGAAAUUAAACAUCGGUCACCAGUGGCGUCGCAGCAAUUAAUGAAACAUCAGAAAUCGAUUUUCGACCGAACUAGUAGCACGUCCUCAAUGCCUGAUACGCCAACCAGUGGAUCUUCCCGGUUUACUUGGGAGAUGGAUGUGGACAAUGACAAGACCCAUUCACCAAUUGAAUACAUCUCUUCCCGGAAACCGCUACAGCACUUUCCAUCUACUAUUUCGCAGCAUUUACCACUACCUGUUGUAGAAGAUCAGGGAUAUGAAUCCGAUUUGGAGGGCAGCGGGACUGUUCCUGCAAUGUCUCCGGUUCCAUCCCAGACCACAGAGGUACCUGAAUCUUCGGCUAUCGCACAAGACGAAGGCGACUGGAAGGUCGUUACCGCAAAGCCGAAGAACCCGAGCUUCUUUGGGAUGGUGUCGCGCCGUUUGGGAAUAAGAAGAAUGCGUGGCCAAAGAAAUCUGGGAAGCUACAGACCCGUUCAUCCCGUUGUGUCUAUUUCUGGUGUCCACGGUCAUGGAUCACCGAGUCGCCCGCAAAAUAACGAUGGAGAACAGGAGGUUUCGGCUAAAUCCCAAGCCGAAGCAUCUCUCGCCGCAGUGCGUCGGGCGAACUCACCCCCAGCUCGUGGUGGGGAAAUAGAGAAAACGAACUCCAAACCAGCUCAGAAACAGAAUUACCCUACUUAUGCAAACGUGCUUGCUGGAAGACGCCCGAGUGCCACUUCAUCAUCUGGCCGAUCCUCUCCACCCAUAGGUUGGGGAUCAGAUAGCAAUAAGCUUUCCGAGAACUCGGUCCCAGUACACCCCGGAAGUGCCCCGGCCCAAUAUGGCUGGUCACCCAGGUCAUCAUCCGACCACUUGACCAACUCGCAUCAUAGCGAGGUAGGUACGGGAUCGUCAUGGAAACGCCCAGAGAAUGAACGUGUUCUAACUCCGCCGUCACGCUUUCAUUCCCGCCACCCGUCACGUUCGUCAGAAGGAUCAAGCGGAAACAUUCUAGGUCUUCAGGACACAGUUUCACAAUACCAAUUGGCAGCGCCUUCCAACCGACCCUUGCCGUACGAAGCAGAUAUAACAGUAACAAAACCGCGAUACUCAAGCGUUGUUGUCCCACCCCAAGACACUCAAGGCCUAGGAGUUGCAUCAUAUCUGAAUACCGCGGCCUAUGGUCCUUCUAUGGGACAGUCAAUCCCAGCUGGCUAUUCAUCCCAGCCCAUGUCGCGAAAUGUUUCUGGUCAAUCCGACCAAUCGCUUCAUACCGAGCCAACUAGAGUGCCACCUAGGUUUUCACCUGACCUGGGGAAAAGACUCUCUUCACCCCUUGUUAACGUUUCUCAACCCGGCAUGUCCAGACUAGAUACUCGCUCUCCCCAGACGUCGUACGGGCGUGGUGGUGGAUCCGCUAUCAGCUCUAGUCCAGGCACUCCAAAUUCACUGGAGCCUACUGCGAUGUCCCGUGCAUCUUCAGGCCCAGGUAUGAUAGUUGACUCCGGAGAUGGCGUGACCAAAAGCUUUGUAGAGUUCAGCCACCGCCCUUCAACACAGAAUAUCAGGUUCGGAGAACAUGAACCCAUAAACAUCGUUGAUGCACGGAUGCGAUCAGGGCUUCAUGAAAGACAAACUCACCCAGGCCAAGGCAGCGAUCAUACAGCCUUGAAACAUUCAACAAGCCCUCCCUACCCUGACCGUAAUCUGAUGCCUAGCGCAAGUGACGAUAAUCAAUUGCAAUCCAUGGCUCGCUUCCCGCUAGAAAACAUUGGCAAUCUCCCGGUCCAUGGUCGAUUUAGAAGUGGGAGUUCACCUGCUCGACCGAAUAUAUAGCUAUGCCCGACGCCAAUAAUCUUUUUUGUUAACUACUAAUUUGUUGAUUUUACUUUGAGUUCGAGUUCACCUCGACAUUUUUUAUUCUCCCUCGUCUGCAUAGUUGGACCUUCAUCACACUAUUUCCUACUCAGGGGGUUUGCUCAUUUAUGUGCAAGUUGAAUAUUAAAUAGAGACUAAGUAAGUAAAUGUUUUGUUGAAGUGAUAGAUGGGGUGGGAUUCAUUAUGCAUUCCCUGGCGUCAUAUGUAUUGCCAUGUUGUUUUAUGCAACAAAGAGAGGGGUGGAUACAAUAAUGGGAUGGGCUGUUGGCAAGGGAGUUUUUGCCCGGCCUGGUAAUGAUUAUUGAAACAAGAAACUGAGUGGGAAAUGCGCUGAUAUUUCUGUCCGGAGUUUGGGCUUUAUAUUUGACUUUGAUGAUGGGAGUACAUCCGGGUUUGAUAGGGCCAUGAUUUUUUUUUUCUUUAUUAUUAUUAUUAUAUUUUUUUAUGUUAUUUUUCAUAUGCUUUUAUUUCAACUAGAUUUCUCUUUUAGAAAAUUAAUAUGAAAACAGA
This is a messenger RNA of Blastomyces gilchristii SLH14081, 5773 nucleotides long. RefSeq names its product LipA and NB-ARC domain-containing protein. The record is from RefSeq and is a predicted model, not a curated record. The transcript is spliced from 5 exons. The coding region runs from base 830 to 5221 and encodes 1463 amino acids. Lineage: Eukaryota; Fungi; Ascomycota; Eurotiomycetes; Onygenales; Ajellomycetaceae. Gene Ontology annotation, molecular function: ADP binding.